ACAUGAAUGUCAGUGGCGCUCAUAUACUUUUUCAGUUCCUGAGGGACAAUUAAGUUUGGAACUAUCGAGCCAGUGGUAUUUCCAACAAAUGGAUUCCAAUAACAGCAGCUCUCAAAAGGCGACAUAUGCGGACGAGGACAUAAAGGAGUACGAACGUUUUGCGCUCAUCCGAGCUGGCGUUUUGGGUUUGGUGUUUCUUUUCGCUGCUUGUGGUAAUUUUUUCUUUUUAUAUACACUUUGGAAAAAGAGAAAAAAAUGCACUAAAACUCAACUGUUUCUCUUACACUUGUGUUUGGCGGACUUGGUUGUUGCGUUUUUUCAAGUGUUGCCACAGUUAUCCAUGGAAAUUACGCACAGAUUUAAAGGCACUGACUUUGUGUGCCGUUCCGUGAAAUACCUGCAGGUGGUUGGGAUGUUUGCUUCUGCAUACAUGAUAGUGGCUAUGACCAUUGACCGCUACCAUGCCGUUUGUAAACCCAUGAUGUCUUUCUUUAAGGGCUCGUUAAAGAGACACCUCUCUAUAGGCGCCGCGUGGUUGAUCUCGCUGGCGUUCAGCGCGCCUCAGCUCUUCAUCUUCUCGCUCCAGGAGGUCGAAGAGAAGCAGUUUGACUGCUGGGCCACUUUCAUAGAGCCCUGGGGGCGGCGGAUAUACAUCAGCUGGAUCACUCUGUCGGUGUUUGCUUUGCCUGCUGUCAUCUUACUCUUCUGUCAAAUGAGAAUAUGUACAACAAUUUACCUCAACAUGAAGAAAAAAGCGCUCCAAGCACGACCCCUGCGCGCCGGGCCAAAGGGGGUGUCCAAUGCUAUGCUGAAAACCGUCAAAAUGACAUUUGUAAUUAUAAUGGCAUACACAGUUUGCUGGAGUCCAUUCUUUAUUGUCCAGUUAUGGUCAGCAUGGAGCCCAAGCACUGCACCAACUAACGGUCCAAUUUUUGUCAUUAUUAUGCUGCUGGCCGGUCUCAACAGCUGCACAAAUCCCUGGAUAUACAUUUACUACAGUUGAAACCGAAAACCUCAACAUCAUAUUUAAAAUGGAGCUGUAUUUCAGUGACACAGAAAAUUACAUUUUCUAUUGAUUUUUGAGAUUUGCAGAUUUAUAUUGUAUGUGCAUUAUGUGCUUUGGAUUAGUGUGUGGUGGUCAACAAAUUUCUGUGUUUUUGUAUUUCGUCAUCUCGGUUCAAUACCUAGCCAUACAGAAACGUCCAUUUUGAUUGUAUUUCAAUGGCUGAAUUCAGUUGCCUCAUUAUAAUCCAUAUCAUGCUUAUGCUGUUAUUAAGUAAAAUCCCUUUUAAUUCAUCAGAAUCAACAGGUUGCAAAAGGUGCAAAGUAUAUGACACAUUGGUAAUAACCAUGUGGAAGGCUACAGAGAUUAUGCACUGACAUAAUUUUAUUUGAAAAAUGCUCCUCAACAUUCAGACUGAGUAGCACUGAGUGGCAGAACCAUGGGCAACUUAACAACCAAAAUAUGUUUCUUUACUUUUCAUGGUCUGUAAUUGUUGUCUGUGGAGCUAUUGUUUUCAUUCCACAACAAUUAUUUCCUUAACAAACAGACCCAGAAGUCUGUAUGAGUGACAAAUGUGAGUGUAGACUACAAUGUCUCUGUUGUUAGGCCAACUGUAAACUCAUUUGCUGUUACUGUUAACUUGAUUUUCUUGUUUUAGAUGUCAGGCCUAAACUAAAUAUUUAGCAAGUUAAACGUAUUUGUUAUCAGACUGUAGCAUCUCUUUCAAAUUUUAUAUGUGUUUUGAGCUUUUACAGAAGAAAAUAUCAUUACUGACCAUUGGCACUUGUUGAGGAAAUCAGCCUUUUCCUCUCGUGUUCGUUAGUUUCUGCUAAGAAAAAGAAUAACCUUGAAACAGAGAUAAAGUUCAGAAAGGAAUUUUCUCAAUCACCCAGUAAAGAGCAAUACUUGUACACGGAGUCUGUGCAACUGACAUUCCCAGGCAGAGACUAAAUGUUUACGCCUAUACAAUGAGUUUUUAUACGCAUACUAUAGUGGGAGGCAACCAUGGUUUAGACUUAGCGCCUCUUCGUUGGUGCACAGGCCAAGCAGGCCUCUGGCACGUUGCACAGUCUUAUCAGGCUGACGAGCAUCCUUGUCUCUUGCUCCGAUUGCUGACACAUAUUUUGUUGGUUUAACCAGGCUGACAAGUCAUGAGUCAGUACAAGCCUAUUAAUAAGUCAUUUCCCUGCUUAGGUAUUUGAUUAGAUUUAUAGAUAGAUGUAGAAUAUGCAGUACAUGUCCUGAACAUAUAUCUGCGUCACACAGCUGUAAUAAAGUCCUCGUCUUCUCAUAAGCACUGCUACAAUAAUGAACUAUAGUAAUACAAUAAUAAACUAUGGCAAUGGUUAUGCAGAAUAGCUAAGCACCGAUAUUUUUCCUAACACACUCACUAAUACAGUUCUAUAGGUUGUGAUGUCAUCUGUCUUAAACUGUAUUGACUUAAAUUGUCUGUGUAAUCCCUACUGAUUUAACCAAAUAUUGGUUUAAUUAAAAAGCCUUGAAUC
Molecule: messenger RNA, 2508 nt
Organism: Periophthalmus magnuspinnatus
Lineage: Eukaryota; Metazoa; Chordata; Actinopteri; Gobiiformes; Gobiidae
Gene: avpr2l
Product: arginine vasopressin receptor 2, like
Exons: 2
Coding region: 89-1003 (304 amino acids)
Biological process (GO): positive regulation of vasoconstriction; G protein-coupled receptor signaling pathway; regulation of systemic arterial blood pressure by vasopressin
Cellular component (GO): membrane
Molecular function (GO): vasopressin receptor activity; peptide binding
Source: RefSeq, a predicted model, not a curated record